Molecule: messenger RNA, 2369 nt
Organism: Nelumbo nucifera (sacred lotus)
Lineage: Eukaryota; Viridiplantae; Streptophyta; Magnoliopsida; Proteales; Nelumbonaceae
Source: RefSeq, a predicted model, not a curated record
GGAGAUGGUAACGCUUGUGGUGUUACAUUUCCAAUGUGGACUUUGAUGAUGAUCGGUUUUAUGAUGGAGGAAUCAAUGAUGACUUAAUAUGUAAAUAUAUGGAUUUUGUGGAUAAGGUACUUGUUUCCCACAAUUCUCUUAAUUUAUAUAGACUCCGUCUUCCAUGUGGUGACUGUGAUGCAUCCCGUACAUGGAUCCGUGCUGUAAUAAAUCGUAAAGUUAAAGAGCUUAGUCUCUUCAUCUCUCCUGCAGUAGAAAUCAAGCUUCCCUACUGCUUUUUUGCCUCUGAAUCACUAGCAGUGUUGACAUUGAAUUUGGAUAACUCUGUUCUCAGCCUUACAUCUUCAAUUUUUCUUCCUGUUCUUAAGAGCAUGAAUCUUAUUUCAGUUAUAUUUUUGGAUGGAAAGUCAACGGAUGAAUUCUUUUCCAACUGCCCAGCCCUUGAAAGUUUGGUCAUGAUAUGUUGCGACAUGAAGACAUUUGGGGUCUUGAAUAUUUCUUCUCCCAAGCUCAAGAGUCUGUCACUUAGAGGGGGUGGUAAUGGAUAUUUAAGGUGGUCUAAGAUCAAGGUUUCUAGUCGAAGUCUUGUAUCAAUCAAGUACAAAUAUUACAUUGCCCGAGAUUAUUUAGUAGAGAACACUUCAUCUCUGGUUGAUGCUUGUAUUAAGCUGCAAGCUGAGUUUGGGCAGAACAAAGUUGACAUCAUUGAGAUUGUCUCUGCGGUUCCUGAUUUGUAUGAUCAAUUGCCUGCAUUUGAUAAUCUUAAACGUUUGGAACUGACUACUGGUUACCGCAAUAUCCAUCUUAUGGCUGUUGCCCACCUUCUCCAGCCGUCUCCUAAACUUGAAUAUCUUCAGAUAAAAAUUGAUCAUGAAAUCCUUUGGGCAUUUUCAUCUUCUAGAAUUAUUAACGARGUYAUGGAAUUUGGUGAACAAGAUGAGUUACAAGUUGAAAAGAAGAGGCUCUCUGAUAUGGGGAACGUAGGUGAGGGAUGCGACAGAAUAAGUGAUCUGCCUGAAUCAAUUCUUCAUCACAUUCUCUCCUUUCUUCCUGCUAGAUAUGCUGUAAGGACUAGCAUUUUGUCAAGGAGAUGGCAACACUUGUGGUAUUAUGUUUCCAUUCUGGAUUUUGAUGAUGAUCUGCUUARUGAUGAUGGAAUCAAUGAAGAUUUAAAAUGUAAAUAUAUGGAUUUUGUGGAUAAGGUGCUUGUUCUCCACAGUUCGCUUAAUUUAUAYAGAGUCCGUCUUCCAUGUGGUGACUGUGAUGCAUCCCGUGUUGAUACAUGGAUCCGSGCUGCAAUAAAUCGUGAAGUUAAAGAACUUAGUCUCUUCAUCUCUCCUACGGUAGAAUUCACGCUUCCCUGCUGCCUUUUUACAUGUGAAUCACUAGAAGUGUUGACACUGCAUUUGGAUGACUCUGUUCUCUACCUUCCAACUUCAAUUUUUCUUCCUGGUCUUAAGAUCGUGAAUCUUAUGUCGGUUAUAUUUUUGGAUGGAAAGUCAGCAGAUGAAUUCUUUUCCAACUGUCCAGCCCUUGAAAGUUUGGUAAUGAUGUGUUGUGACAUUAUGACGUCUGGGUUCUUGCAUAUUUCUGCUCCGAAGCUAAAGAGUCUAUCAAUUUGUGGGGGCCAUAAUGGUUUAAUACAUUCUAAGAUCAAGGUUUCUACCCCAAGUCUUGUAUCAAUCAAGUAUGAUUGUUAUACUGCCCAAGAUUAUUUAGUAGAGAAUACCCCAAAUCUGAUUGAUGCAUGUAUUAAGUUGCAAGCCAAUUUUGGGCAGAACACAGUUAACAGUGUCCAUGGUUACCUUGCCAGUGUAUUAUCUCGUGAGGGUACAUGGGAGCCAUUCUUAUUUACCCGGAGGAAACGACCACUAAAAUUWGUUGAAUGGGCUAGAAUGCGUAUGAGACGUCCAGAUGAUACAGUGUUAGCGUCGCAAUAUGAAGAGGACCGGUUAGAAGAUGAAGAUGGCAAGCCAGAUAAUGAUUACUUGUUAGAAGAUGAAGUGGACAUGCUAGAAAAUGAAGAGGACUGGUUUGAAGAUGAGUACAACAUGCCUGAUGAUGAUAAUGGCUUUCUAGAAGAUGAAGUGGAAAUGCCAGGAGAUCAGGAUGAUAUGCCAGAAAAUGAAGAGGUCUUGUUAGAAGAGGAAUACAACAUGCCAGAUAAUGUUAAUGGCUUGCUAGAAGAUGAAGUGCAAAUACCAGGAUAUAUGGAAGCCAUGCCAGAAAAUGAAGUGGACUUGUUAAAAAAUGAGUACAGCAUGCCUGAUGAUAAUAAUGGCUUGCUAGAAAUGCCAGUAGAUCAGGAGGCCAUGCCAGAAAAUGAAGAGAACUUUUUUUUUGGAUCAAUGGAAAUGAAGAGAACUUGA